CUCGCUUUGAGUUGCACUGGACUGACUGCAAGGACAGAAAUAGCCCCCCUGCUGCAUUGUUAAAUAUAAUUGGAUGUCAUUUAACAGUUUGACAUUGACGAUGGCUGCCUGCCUCAGCCAGUGAUAACGGCUAACAAGGAAACCCAAAGCAUUUGUGGAUUACAAAUGCUUUUACCAAGCUGUUGGUAUAAGUUCAUCAGCUUCACCUGAUUCCAUUCGUCAGACUGUUUUAAUAACAUAAUGUCAUGAUGACAGCAGGACUUGCAGUCGCUGAGGAGGAGAUCGGCAAUGAUGGUUAAAAGUCCAGUGGUUGCACCACGUGGUCAAGAGAAGUCUAACCGGCAUAUUUACCCACAGGCUGUGGAUGUCUUUCUAAGUGAAGUGCAAGGACAAGUUCCCCCCUGCCCCAAUUCAACACUCUAACAGCCAUCUGAGAGCCAUGUCUGGGCCUGCUUCUCUCUUUGAUGCCACGCUGGAUCCUGUGGCCGGUCAAGUUAAACACUGGAAGGAUCUGAAGAUCGACAGCACGUCUGGCCUCAGUCAGAGUGUUUACACACCUUCUGGAUUUGCUCCAGAGGACAUAGAGGUGACAGAUACUAAUGGUGGAGAUGCUGCUUGGAGUGGUUCUCUAUUUUUAGAACAGAAUGUGAAUAAAAGAGGAGCUGCAGCACCUGAGCAGCAGGAGGAGCCCCCCGCGGUGACGCCCCAUCCUGCCGAGAUCCCUUCUGCCUUUUCAGCACUCUUCGACACAUCCUGUGACAACCAUCUGUUUGAGUGUGUGAACUCGACAGAGGACACUUCACCGGACGUGCUUCGAAUAAUAAAACAUAAACCAAGUGCGAUUGUUUUUUGCGAUUAUGAAGGCAGCCUUGCCACUGUUAUGAAAGAGAGUUCUGACAGCAGGGAGUCCUCCUCUUCCUCCCCCGCUUCUAAAGAAGAGAGUGAAGAUGAAGAGGCUGAUGUUGAUGAAUUCCCUGAAACUUUGCAGUACAAGGAGUUUCUGGUCAGUCGCCAUCGUAGGAAUUUGAACAAAAACAGAAAGUUUCUGAGGAAGAGACCAGAGGUUCUGCCUCAUGGCCCUGCAGCUGACCGGCCAAAGACCUCCAAGAGCAACAUGAGACUGGAGUGUGCAGGUGGCAAGGAGGAAGAGGACACACGGCAGGAGUGUGACUCCAUGAUCCUGCUGAUGAAAAAAUUGGAUCACCUCAGUGAGGGAAUGCAAAACAUUCAAAACUGUAAUUCCUCCCACAUAAAUGACAUUCGAGUCAAAGAGGAGCAGCAGGGCACCAAGGAUGGAGGGAUAAUACAACAUGAAACCUCGUUGAGUUUGAAAGACAGAAGUUUGGUGCACAAAUUGAAUUAA
Messenger RNA from Poeciliopsis prolifica (blackstripe livebearer), 1363 nucleotides. RefSeq lists its product as uncharacterized. The record is from RefSeq and is a predicted model, not a curated record. Bases 440 to 1363 code for a protein of 307 amino acids. NCBI's taxonomy places the organism in Eukaryota, Metazoa, Chordata, Actinopteri, Cyprinodontiformes, Poeciliidae. The transcript is spliced from 5 exons.